AGGGACACAACUCCAUGACCUAGUUUACAAACAGAAAGUAUGAUUCGGAGAAACUAUCGAUAUACACGUAAACUGUUCCGAAUGAUUUCAACCGCUUUGUGAUUCAAAGAGUUAUUGAGGAGAUUCUGUGGUCAUGAGUAAACUAACCAAGGCUUACAAGGAUCAGUUAUGUACCUGGAUAGGAGGGAGGAAAGACUUCAAUCUGCUGUACCAGGCAGCCAGAGACGGAUGUAGCGGCCCGGCCUUCCAUCAGAAGUGUGACAACAGUGGAGCAACCGUCUCCGUCUGCUACAACACGGCUGGAUAUGUGUUCGGUGGCUAUACAUCGGUCAGCUGGUCAAGUGAUGGAACCUUCAAACCAGACAACCAAGCCUUCCUGUUCGGGCUUCAGGCUGCGAAUAGUUUUCAACCACAAAAGUAUCCCGUAAAGACGGCCAAUUUGCAGCAUACCGUCUAUCAUAAUGCUCAGUAUGGACCUACCUUUGGAGGAGGACAUGAUCUGUGCACUUUCACUUCAACUAUUAACAAACAGAGCAAUUAUUUCCAAGGCAAUGGACACAUGAGUUUUAACCACACUUACGACAUGCAAGGACAUGAUGUCACCAACUUCACAGGAAACAAUCUUCAGUUUACUGAUGUGGAAGUAUAUCAAGUUACAGAACACGCUGCACGCAAAGAUGAGACACCGUGGCGGAAGCUACCUGAGGUGAAACAAAAGGUACUGAAGUCUGAACUGGAAACGUACUCACCCCCGGGGAAGCUGGAUCAUGUGAACAUCUUGUUGCUGGGGGCGGUUGGAUCGGGCAAAUCCAGCUACUUCAACACCAUCAACUCUAUAUUCCAAGGGCGGAUAACCUCCGUCGCCCGCAGUGGGAGUGCAGAACACAGUCUAACAACUACUUAUCGUUUGUACAAGAUAAAAUCGACCGACAGUCGACAGCCCUUGAAGGUUCGACUUUGUGACACAAGGGGACUUGAAGACGGUCUCAAUCUUGAUCUGUCGGACCUGAUGGCGAUCAUCGACGGUCAUUUGCCGGACAGAUUCACGUUCAACCCAUCUGUUCCAAUUCGUCCUGACAUCCCAGGGUACAAGAAGAACCCAACCCUGAAUGACCGAAUCCACUGUAUUGCCUUCGUGGUCGACAGCACUGCCAUAGAUGUCUUCCCAGACAAAAUACUACAGACGUUCAAAGCAGUUCAACACAGGGUGAAUGUCCAAGGUGAACUACUGAUACCAGGAUAUUUAUACAUAAUUUCCAAAUCUAUAUGAUUUGUACCAGUGAAA
This is a messenger RNA of Haliotis rubra (blacklip abalone), 1285 nucleotides long. RefSeq names its product interferon-induced protein 44-like. The coding region runs from base 134 to 1270 and encodes 378 amino acids. The record is from RefSeq and is a predicted model, not a curated record. The transcript has 6 exons. NCBI's taxonomy places the organism in Eukaryota, Metazoa, Mollusca, Gastropoda, Lepetellida, Haliotidae.